Molecule: messenger RNA, 916 nt
Organism: Etheostoma cragini (Arkansas darter)
Lineage: Eukaryota; Metazoa; Chordata; Actinopteri; Perciformes; Percidae
Gene: ppp1r3b
Product: protein phosphatase 1, regulatory subunit 3B
Exons: 2
Biological process (GO): regulation of glycogen biosynthetic process
Cellular component (GO): protein phosphatase type 1 complex
Molecular function (GO): glycogen binding; protein phosphatase 1 binding
Source: RefSeq, a predicted model, not a curated record
UCAGUGUUUCCGUCCACGAUGCCGAUCGACAUGGCUCUACCUCUGUUCCUGUCCAAGGAGGAGUUCCUCUACCGGGGGUCUACUACAGCGUGUCCUCCGUCCCUGAACCCCUGCCUGAGGUUCGAUCCUCCGCCCCCCGUGGACCAGCCGGAGGCUGAGGACGCCCUCCCGUCCUCCACCAAGGAUGACAUGACAACCAAGAACCUGGCCAAGAAGCAGGUGACGUUCGCCGACCACCGCGGCCUGUCCCUGACCCGAGUGAAGCUCUUCUCUCCGCUGGACGACCCCAUCGUUAUUCCCCAGAGCGUGCAGUCGAUGCUGUGCUCCGCCGUGUCCCUGGCCGCCCAGCAGGACAGCGCCCUGGCGCUGGACUUCGCCCAGCCGUCCUCCGACUACCUGGUCUUCCGCCAGCGCCUGGAGGCGGACCACGUGUGCCUGGAGCACUGCGUGCUGAAGGAGAAGGUGCUGGCCGGGACCGUCAAAGUCCGGAACGUGUCCUUCGAGAAGCGCGUGACGCUGCGCCUGACGUCCGACGGCUGGCAGAGCCACGCCGACCUGGACUGCGAGUACAUGAAGGACGCGUAUCCCAGCAUGCACAGCGACACCUUCGCCUUCAGCGUGGCGCUGCCCGAGCGGCUGGCGCCGCACCAGCGCGUGGAGUUCGCGGUCUGCUACGCCGUGGGGGGGCGGGAGUACUGGGACAGCAACCAGGGGGACAACUACUGCAUCGUCUGGGCCUCGGCCAAGACCGGCCGCCCCCCCGCCCCCCCCGCCGAUUUUGGGAUUCAUCUGGAGCGGUACGGCAGCCCCACCUGCUCGCACGGGCUCUUCCCCGAUUGGCCGAGCUACGCGGGUUACGAGAACACCGGCCCGUACUACUGAACCGGGACCGGGGUCUCACAACAGCGUGCACAGU